This is a messenger RNA of Vidua macroura (Pin-tailed whydah), 3138 nucleotides long. RefSeq names its product VPS9 domain containing 1 (gene VPS9D1). Gene Ontology annotation, molecular function: small GTPase binding; guanyl-nucleotide exchange factor activity. The transcript is spliced from 16 exons. NCBI's taxonomy places the organism in Eukaryota, Metazoa, Chordata, Aves, Passeriformes, Viduidae. Gene Ontology annotation, cellular component: cytosol; endocytic vesicle; cytoplasm. The record is from RefSeq and is a predicted model, not a curated record. Gene Ontology annotation, biological process: vesicle-mediated transport. The coding region runs from base 3 to 2981 and encodes 992 amino acids.
CCAUGGCCGCGCCGGGGGGCGGCGAGGGCCCCGCGCCGGGCCGGGGGGGCCGCGGGCUGCAGGGAGCCAUGAGGGCGGCGAGCGGCGCCCUGGGCAUGGACAGCGCCGGGCGGACCAGGGAGGCCUACGUGGAGUACCUGAGGAGCAUCACCCUGAUCGCCCAGGCCCUGCAGGAGGAGGCGGCAGGGACAGAGAACAGCGAGGGGGUCACCCCGGACACCCCGAAACUGCUGAAGCUGGCGGAGCAGUGCCUGGAGAGGGUCAAAUCCAUCGCAGCGGCGCUGGGGAAAGCCCAGGUGAAAGCGGCUGCACCGGAGCGGGGCGGGGGCCCCGCGCCUCUCCCCCGGCACCGCCGCGUCUGCUCGGACGAGGGGGGGAAGCUCUCGCCAUUCCUGCCCCCGGAGAUCUUCCAGAAGCUGCAGAUCGCUGAGGCACAGAGCGCACGCAAGGAGCUGACCCCGCUGGAGGAGGCCUCCCUGCAGAACCAGAAGCUGAAGGCGGCCUACGAGGCGCGGGUGGCGCGGCUGAACCCAAGCCAGGCCGUGCAGAAAACAUCCCUGACGCUGUCCCUGCAGCGGCAGAUGAUGGAGAACCUGGUGAUCGCCAAGGCCCGAGAGGAGACUCUGCAGCGCAAGAUGGAAGAGCGGCGGCUGCGGCUGCAGGAGGCGGCCAACCGGAGGUUCUCCAGCAGCGUGGCCCUCACCCCCGAGGAGCAGGAGCAGCGAGCACUCUACGCUGCCAUCCUCGAGUAUGAGCAGGACCAUGACUGGCCAAAGCAGUGGAAGGCGCAGCUGAAGCGGAGCCCGGCGGAUCUCUCCGUGGUGUCAGGGCUCUUCUCCUGCCUCCUGAGCUGCCCCGAGCACCCCAUCACGCAGCUGCUGCGGCGGCUGCAGUGCGCGGUGUACGCCCGGCUCUACCCCGCCGUCAGCCGCGGCCCCGCCGACGCCUCCCCCGCCUCCCCCUCGGGCCUGUCCUUCCUGUCGCUGGACGCGGGGGGCUCCUCGCUGCCCGCCGAGCCGGGGGGCCGCCGGCUCCGGGCGUCCCGCAGCCUGCACUGCAUGUUCUCCGUGCCCGAGCACGGCCCGGCCGCGCUGCGGCACAGCCAGUCCAGCACCCCCCUCGCCGACAGCGGCGCCCUGGGGCCCGCCGAGCCCCCCGAGCCCCCCCGGGAAAGCUCCUUCGAGGACCUGGAGCGGUUCCUGGCGUCCCCCGAGGGCUGGGGCCCCGCAGAGCCCCCGGCCAGCUCCGGACAGGACACGGCGCUGCCCGAGCUGCUGAAGGGCGUCGUGAGGGACAUCCACAACGCCAUCGACAGGCUGCUGGCUCUGACUCUGCUGGCCUUCGAGGGGCUCGGCAGCGCCGCCGGCAAGGACCAGUGCCUGGCCUGCCUGGAGGAGGCUUUCUUCCCCCCGCUGUGGGCCCCGCUCCUGGCCCUCUACAGGACCGUGCAGCAGCCCCGCGAGGCGGCCCUGGCGCGCAGCAUGGAGCGGCACCGGCGCGCCAGCCCCGCCGACAUGGGGCUGGCCUCGCGCCUCUUCCCGCCAGGCCAGCCCGCGUACGCCUCGGCCGUGCAGGACCUGCGCCUCAUCCCGCUGGAGACCUGUCCCCGCAGGAAGCUGGAGUGCAUCGUGCGGGCCCUGCGCGGCAUCUGCGAGUGUGCCGAGGAGUACUGCGGCACCCGGGACGCCCGGAGCCUCGCCACGGCCGCCAUCGGGGCAGACGACCUGCUGCCCAUCCUGUCCUACGUGGUGCUGCAGACGGGGCUGCCCCAGCUGCUCUCCGAGUGUGCCGCCCUGGAGGAGUUCAUCCAUGAGGGGAUGUGUGCAGGCUCGGCGCUGCGGCAGGAGCAGCGGCAGGACUACGGGCAGGAGUUCCGGCAGGAAUUCCACCAGGAGUACCGCCGCUCACUGGAGCGGGAGCUCGGCCCCGCCGGGACCUGCCCCGGCCCCGCCGUGGCGGAGCGGCUGCGGCAGCGGCUGCAGCAGGAGCCGGCGCUGCUGGAGGCCCUGCAGGAGGACGCCCUGGCACUGCUGGCCCGGGGGCUGCGGGACCACCCCGACCCCCAGCUGGCGCUGCGAGGCCUGGCCAGCGCCUUCCGGCUGCUGGAGCUGGCGGCCGUCAACCUCUACCUCUUCCCGUGGCGCCGGGAGUUCGGCACCAUCCCGACCUUCUCCGGCGCCUACGUGCACCUGCUGCGCCCGGCGCUCCCCGAAGCCGACCUGGUGCGGAGUUUGGGCCGACUGGGCUACGAGCGGCGGGACCAGCACCGCCUGGCCGUGGGCCAGCUGCCCCCGGGCCCCGCACUGAUCGGCGCCGCUGUCGGCUUCCUGGCCUGCCGCCUGGAGUGCGAGAUCCUGGCGGAGCUGGCGCCGCGGCUGCGGCGGCCCCGCGCCGAUGAGCUGCUGGAGGCGCGGCACCGGGCCGGGGGCACCGAGGGCUGCCCGGAGAUGCUGCAGGAGCUGGGGACGCAGCGCGGGGCGGCUGCCGACUGCGGUGACGACGUGGAUCUCUACCGGGAGAGCCCAGACAGCCCUGAGGACACGGGGAGCAAGGACACGGCCCCACCAGCGCUGUGGAGGGACCCUCAGGAUGUGCCCGCGAGGGGCUGGGGACGCUGCGACAGCACGCUUGGGCCAGAGCCUGCGGGCAGCGCUGAUCCGGACACCUCUCACCUCCUCCCGGAGCGGGAGAUGGCGGGGCCCGGCAGAAGUCCCCAGGUGCUGGCGGAGCCUCGGGAUUCCCUCCAAGCCACGCCGGAGCUGCCCUGCUACCAGCUGCACUCGUGCCUGCACCGGGGCAUGCUGCCCUCGUACUGCUGCAGCACCUGCCGGCAGCUGCACGGCGGCAGCUGCGCCGUGGGACGCGCCUGCCGCGGCCGGCACCGCGGCCAGGAGCUGCGCGGGGAGCGGCAGCAGCGCCUCUGGCUGCAGCGCACGGAGCUGGACAUGCUGCUGGCCAAGGGCUCUGCGCCCCGCUCCUGACACGCCUGCUGCCCCUGGGGAGGGGAGGGCACGGCCGCUGCUUGGCACAAGGACCCGGACUCGUCAGCCCCCAAGACAGCGGUGGCCAGGCCCUGCCCCAGCCCGGGCACUGCUGCUGUAAAUUAUUCAGUGCAUCAGUAAAGUGGCUGCCUCAGCA